CAACGUCGCGCGGCCGCUCGUGCGCCGGACGCCGCCGCCGCCGCGUGUUUCACUUUUCCGUGAACGUACCGCAUACAGGGGGGCAGGCUUCUACUCGCUCGCUCGCGAUGCACGGCCGGGGGAAAGCGGACUAUAAAAUCGGUGGCAUCUUGGGGGGAAGUAUCCAGUAAAGUCUGGACUACGACCAGAUAUCGGAGCGCCUCUAAGACAUGAGAAUUUUGAUUCCAAUUUUAUUCCUGGGCCUGUUGGCCGCAGGGCACUGCGAGAAGGAGAGCACGAAAACCGCGGAGGCUACGGAGUCUAACGUCGAGAAGAAACAAGAGAAACGCGGUCUCAGCGGGUUGGAAGGUGGCUACGAAGGCGGCGAUUACGGCGGAGGAGAAGAAUACGGGUCAUCCGAUGGUGGCGGAGGGUACGGCGGCGGUGGAUACGGAGGCGGAGGCGGCGGUGGCUACGGUGGUGGAGGCGGCGGUGGCUACGGUGGUGGAGGCGGCGGUGGGUACGAAGAGGGCAGCAAAGUUAAAGAGAUCACUAUCGUGAAGAGCGUGAAGGUUCCGUACCCGGUUGAGAAGAAGGUCCACUACCCAGUGGAGAAAGAAGUGCCCUAUCCAGUCAAGGUUGCGGUGCCGCAGCCGUACCCGGUGGAAAAGAAGAUACCCGUACCCGUGAAGGUGCUGGUCAAAGUACCCGUGCACAUACCACAGCCUUAUCCGGUAGAGAAGAAGAUCCCGUAUCCAGUACAAGUUCCAGUGGAGAGACCAGUACCCUACAAAGUCUACGUGCCACAGCCGUACCCGGUGGAGAAGAACGUCCCCUACCCAGUGAAGGUACCCGUGCCACAGCCGUACCCGAUCGAGAAGCCGGUACCUUACGCAGUGAAGGUCGUGGAGCACGUACCCCAGCCUUUCCCGGUGGAGAAGCCGGUCCCUUACCCGGUGAAUGUUCCCAUCGAGAGACCGUACCCGGUCCACGUACCAAAGCCAUACCCGGUUCCAGUGGAGAAGCCGGUACCUGUGCCGGUAGAGAAACCGGUGCCCUAUCCAGUGAAGGUCCACGUGGAGAGACCGGUCGGAGUACCAGUAGAGAAGCCAGUACCCGUUGAAGUCAAGGUACCGGUACCUGCCCCGUAUCCGGUGGAGAAGCACGUACCCGUUCCAGUCGAUCAACCAGUGCCCUACGCGGUCAAGGUACCAGUGGAACGACCGGUACCCGUGACGGUAGCUAAACAUGUGCCCGUACCGGUAGCCAAACCCGUGCCCUACCCGGUCAAAGUACCCGUACCCGUUUCGGUGCACGGAGGUGGCGGAUCUGGCGGGUUCGGCGGCGGCGGCGGCGAUGGAGUGUUAUUAAGCUUGUCUUUCCUGUCGCGCGGAGAAGUUGAUUAA
This is a messenger RNA of Nomia melanderi (Alkali bee), 1385 nucleotides long. RefSeq lists its product as uncharacterized. Lineage: Eukaryota; Metazoa; Arthropoda; Insecta; Hymenoptera; Halictidae. The record is from RefSeq and is a predicted model, not a curated record.